GUUUUUGGUUCACUGCAGAGAUUGGAGAGAAAUUCACGGUACUCUUCAAAUAUCUCCCUCCCUCCAUUCCUCCCUAUUUCUCUCCUCCCUCUCCCUUAUUAACUACCCACAUCUCACAAUCAUCAUCCCAAGCUCAGUCACAUUCCCUCCCCCCACCCCUCCGCCCACACAAACACGCAGUGGAGAAGAAUCCCCUGAAGUAAACGUCUGCAAACAUGAGAGAAAUCCUACACAUUCAGGGAGGCCAAUGCGGGAACCAAAUCGGCUCCAAGUUCUGGGAGGUGAUCUGCGAUGAGCACGGCGUUGACCCCACCGGGAAGUACAAGGGCGAUGGAUCGUCCUCCGAGACGCAGUUAGAGAGGAUCAAUGUCUACUUUAACGAGGCGUCUGGUGGGAGGUACGUGCCGCGUGCCGUCCUUAUGGAUCUGGAACCUGGUACAAUGGAUUCAAUCAGAUCCGGUCCCUACGGCCAGAUCUUCCGGCCGGAUAAUUUUGUGUUCGGGCAGUCGGGUGCGGGGAAUAACUGGGCGAAAGGACAUUAUACUGAGGGCGCGGAGCUGAUUGAUUCCGUGCUCGAUGUUGUUAGGAAGGAGGCCGAGAAUUGUGAUUGCUUGCAAGGAUUUCAGGUAUGCCACUCUCUUGGAGGUGGCACAGGUUCUGGCAUGGGUACCCUGUUGAUUUCAAAGAUCAGAGAGGAAUAUCCAGAUAGAAUGAUGCUCACCUUCUCUGUUUUCCCAUCGCCAAAGGUCUCUGACACUGUCGUUGAACCCUAUAACGCCACUCUCUCAGUGCACCAAUUGGUGGAGAAUGCUGAUGAAUGCAUGGUCCUCGACAAUGAAGCUCUCUAUGACAUCUGUUUCAGGACUUUGAAGCUCAGCACUCCAAGCUUUGGUGAUUUGAACCAUUUAAUUUCUGCAACCAUGAGUGGUGUAACCUGUUGUUUGAGAUUCCCCGGCCAGCUGAAUUCUGAUCUCCGGAAGCUGGCUGUGAACCUGAUACCUUUCCCUCGUCUUCAUUUCUUCAUGGUGGGCUUCGCUCCACUUACCUCUCGUGGAUCACAACACUACAUCUCUCUCACUGUCCCUGAGCUAACACAACAAAUGUGGGACGCAAAGAACAUGAUGUGUGCUGCUGAUCCUCGCCAUGGACGCUACCUGACAGCCUCUGCCAUGUUCCGGGGCAAAAUGAGCACAAAGGAGGUGGACGAGCAGAUGCUUAACGUGCAGAACAAGAACUCUUCAUACUUUGUUGAGUGGAUCCCCAACAAUGUGAAGUCUAGCGUGUGUGAUAUUCCACCAACGGGGCUGAAGAUGGCAUCCACAUUCGUGGGGAACUCAACAUCAAUUCAGGAAAUGUUCCGAAGAGUGAGCGAGCAGUUCACUGCCAUGUUCAGAAGAAAGGCCUUCUUGCACUGGUACACUGGGGAGGGCAUGGAUGAAAUGGAGUUCACUGAAGCUGAGAGCAACAUGAACGAUCUGGUGGCAGAGUACCAGCAAUAUCAGGAUGCGACUGCAGAUGAUGAAGAAGACUAUGAAGAGGGUGUUGAAGAGCAGUAUGACAACUGAAAGAGUUUAUGAAUAGAUUCUUGUUUUUCACUGCUUUUUUGCGUGUUUUCUACUAUCAUAUAUCAUGUAUUAUGUUUUCAUGCUUCAUUUUCUUUAUCCUGAACUUAAUACCCAGCUUGCUGGCUUUUAUUUGUGAGUAUCAUUUUAUCCAUCAUUUGUAUUAUUGUUGGUAUUUCUUUGGUGCAUUGAGGUCUAAAAUUCAAUUCAUGGAGUCUUAAA
This is a messenger RNA of Sesamum indicum (sesame), 1784 nucleotides long. Its product is annotated as tubulin beta-1 chain. Gene Ontology annotation, molecular function: structural constituent of cytoskeleton; GTP binding; GTPase activity. Gene Ontology annotation, cellular component: microtubule. The record is from RefSeq and is a predicted model, not a curated record. Gene Ontology annotation, biological process: microtubule-based process. Lineage: Eukaryota; Viridiplantae; Streptophyta; Magnoliopsida; Lamiales; Pedaliaceae.